GAAUAAUCAGUUCGAUAAUUAGCUCAAGGCAAAAAUGGUUGUCGGCAAAAGGGUGUUUCUGUUGCAGUUGAUUGUUGUUGCUGUCCUGGUUUUGAGCCACAGCAAUGUACAGGGUUUGAACCUGGGUUAUUACCACAAAACAUGUCCGAAUGCCGAGUCGAUUAUCCGAAAAACGACUUACGGGUUCAUUUCUCGAGCACCGACUCUCGCUGCUCCUUUGCUCCGGCUCCAUUUCCACGACUGUUUCGUUAGAGGAUGUGACGGAUCGGUCCUUUUGAAUUCAAGUAACAACCAAGCUGAGAGAGACGCAUUCCCCAACCUAAGUUUACGAGGUUACCAUGUGAUCGAUGCCGUCAAAUCUGCUGUCGAAAAAGUCUGUCCUGAUGUGGUUUCAUGUGCCGAUAUCCUUGCCUUGGUUGCUCGAGAUUCAGUUUCCAUGAUACAUGGACCUUCGUGGGAAGUUCCCCUGGGACGAAGAGACGGAAGAGUUUCGAGAUUGAACGAAGCACUCGCGAACUUACCUUCUCCUUUUUUCAAUAUAACACAACUCAAACAAAAUUUUGCUUCUAAAGGUCUAAACAUGAAAGAUCUAGCCGUUCUAUCAGGAGGGCACACUAUUGGGACAUCUCAUUGUGUUGCCUUCGGCAACCGUCUCUACAAUUUCACUGGCAGAGGCGACACCGACCCGUCAAUGGAUCCGAAUUACGUCGCUCAACUGAAGAAAAAAUGCAAGCCAGGAGACACCACAACAUUGGUGGAGAUGGACCCCGGAAGCUUCAAGACCUUCGACGAUGAUUACUACACUCUCAUCACUAAAAGAAGGGGGUUGUUCGAAUCUGACGCGGCACUUCUCAGUGACGCGGAGACAAAAGCUUAUGUAUUCCAUCAAGCUUCCAUCCGCGGAUCGACUUUCGAUAAAGAUUUUGCGGUGUCGAUGGUGAAAAUGGGUAAAGUGGGAGUACUAACUGGGAAUCAAGGUGAGAUUAGGAAGCAUUGUGCUUUCGUGAAUUAAUUGAAGAGCUUGUGUGUGUUUUUUCUUUAAUGAUGAUUUUUUAUUGCUUUGAUGGCAUUUUAAUUGGCUAAAAUGUAAAGG
Molecule: messenger RNA, 1093 nt
Organism: Hibiscus syriacus
Lineage: Eukaryota; Viridiplantae; Streptophyta; Magnoliopsida; Malvales; Malvaceae
Product: peroxidase 27-like
Exons: 4
Coding region: 35-1012 (325 amino acids)
Biological process (GO): response to oxidative stress; hydrogen peroxide catabolic process
Cellular component (GO): plant-type cell wall; plasmodesma
Molecular function (GO): peroxidase activity; heme binding
Source: RefSeq, a predicted model, not a curated record